AUGGAGGGUAAUUCUGGGGGUGGAGGAGGUGGAGGAAGCAGCGGCGGCGGCGGCGGUAACGACGUAGAGCUACUAUGCAAGACUUUACAAGUGGAACACAAGCUGUUCUACUUUGAUCUGAAGGAGAAUCCUAGGGGAAGGUACCUGAAGAUAUCGGAGAAGACGUCAGCAACCAGGUCCACCAUCAUUGUACCCUUCGACGGCAUCUCCUGGUUCCUCGAUCUCUUUAAUUACUACGUCAAUUCAGAUAAGCAGGAAGUCUUUAGCAAAGAGCUCCAGCUCGACUCCAAGGUGUUCUACUUUGACAUAGGCGAAAACAGGCGGGGACGCUUUCUCAAGGUUUCUGAAGCCUCUGUUAGCCGAAACCGCAGCACUAUAAUUGUUCCUGCAGGAAGUGUGAGAGAUGAAGGCUGGGCAGCUUUUAGGAACAUUUUAGCCGAGAUCAAUGAAGCAUCAAGGCUCUUCAUUCUGCCUAAUCAGAACAGCGAAGCCUCAGAACAUCUGGUUGGGCUUUCAGAUGAUGUCGGAGCUGGCUUUAUAUCUGGCCACAGUUCUCAACCUGCUACAACGUCUGAUUUGAAUGCCGACCGGGCUUUAGAUUUGCCGCCAUCGGAUGAGAUUAGCAAUUUAGGCGUAUCAAAAGUUAUAAGGGUUGAUCAAAAGAGAUUCUUUUUUGAUCUUGGCAACAACAACAGGGGCCAUUUCUUAAGAAUAUCCGAGGUGGCAGGUUCUGAUCGAUCCUCAAUCAUUCUGCCAUUGUCAGGCUUGAAACAAUUUCACGAAAUGAUUGGUCAUUUCGUGGAAAUUACAAAGGAUCGGAUUGAAGGCAUGACAGGGGCAAAUGUACGGAUAGUAGACCCUCCUCAAAGAUAA
Molecule: messenger RNA, 873 nt
Organism: Oldenlandia corymbosa var. corymbosa
Lineage: Eukaryota; Viridiplantae; Streptophyta; Magnoliopsida; Gentianales; Rubiaceae
Source: the annotation of a GenBank genome assembly